AAUUUUGGCUUGUUCUCUUUUCUUCUUUUUCUUUCUCUGUUUUUUUUCUCUUGAAUAUUGGGUUUCGUUCUAUAUAGUACUAAAAUACACACUAUAUUUAUGAUUUUCUUGAAUUGAGAUGAAUCGACAAGAAAUUCCACCGCCUCUAAAGUUAUUAAGGCCCAGUCAAUCAAGCGUUCGAUAUUCAUUGAAAGUUGUACAAAAUCCUUUAAGGGCAAGAUGUUGUGGAUUUGGUCAGAAAGAUCGUAGACCUAUUGAUCCUCCACCUAUUGUUCAACUAUGUGCAAAGAAUGAAUAUGGCCUAGACAUUAAUCUUAAACCUGAGGACUCCAUUUUAUUUUUAGCUCAAUGUGAACUUUAUGACGCUGAUAUGAAAGAGAACAGAACCAUGGUAGUCAAACCAAGCUCUCUUUCAAAAAAUACCAACAAAAAACCUGAAAUUAUGCGAAACUUGAUAGGUUCUUCAGUCUCAAAUGCUUAUCAUCUGUAUAAUGAUCAGGGCAAACCUGGGACAUAUUUUGUAUUUCAUGAUUUAAGUGUUCGUACAGAAGGUAUUUUUAGACUAAAAUUUGUUUUUGUCAACCUUGCAGCGGGUGAACCAUUGACUAUGAGCACAUAUGUUCAAGAAGAAGUUUUUUCAGCUUGCUUUACGGUAUAUCCAGUGAAAAAGUUCCCUGGUUUGACUGAAUCGACACGUCUUUCUCGUUGUUUCUCAAAGCAAGGUAUUAAAAUACCGAUUAGAAGUGAAACUCCAAGCAAGCGAUCAUUAUCACUCAAUACUUCUGAGGAAGCUUCCGGCAGCAAUAGCAAUGACACAAAAGAGCAACAAGUAGCAGAAGGGGAGGGUAGACAAGAAGAGAAGGAAGAAGAGACAGAAAGAACACCUAGUUUUACUCGUCUGUCUAUUUCGGAUUUCCUGUUACCAAAUUGAAAAAUACUGGUUCUUUUGCACCACAAUAAAAAAAAUAUGUCUUUAGCCC
Gilbertella persicaria is the source of this 980-nucleotide messenger RNA. RefSeq names its product velvet factor-domain-containing protein. The record is from RefSeq and is a predicted model, not a curated record. The coding region runs from base 119 to 931 and encodes 270 amino acids. The transcript has 7 exons. NCBI's taxonomy places the organism in Eukaryota, Fungi, Mucoromycota, Mucoromycetes, Mucorales, Choanephoraceae.